Molecule: messenger RNA, 1172 nt
Organism: Oncorhynchus nerka (sockeye salmon)
Lineage: Eukaryota; Metazoa; Chordata; Actinopteri; Salmoniformes; Salmonidae
Product: galectin-related protein-like
Exons: 6
Coding region: 241-777 (178 amino acids)
Molecular function (GO): carbohydrate binding
Source: RefSeq, a predicted model, not a curated record
CUACUACAACACCUCACCCAGGCUACACCAGACGUAUCCUAGUCAUAAAUGUGAAUACCGCAGGUAAUUCCACGUAUUGUUUACGAUUCAUCUCCGCUGCAUGUGGAGUGUGAGUGUGGACACCUAGAAAUAUGUUGACUGAGUCACUGCUGCCACGACGCUGACACAUUCCAGGAGAGGAGGACUGUCCGGGCUGCCUCUCUUCUGAUAAGCAUCCUAUGGUAUUCUGUACAAGUCAAGAUGGCGGUGUCGGCAACGGAAAGGGACGCAAUAAAUACUGAAGAUGACCAUCACAACGAUUCGUUCGGGAACCCCGGGCUCAUCUCGCCGGAUAGGGAGGACAUUGCACGGCUUCUGAAGGUGCCAUUCACCGGCCGCAUCAGAGGUGGUAUGAGGCCGGGGAAGAAGGUCAUUGUCAUGGGCAUUGUUGAUCUGGAGCCAGACAGCUUUGACGUCAGCCUGACUUGCGGCCGUGGCACAGAGAAGGAGGAGCCACAGCCGGAUGUGGCCCUGAAACUCAGCGCUCGAUUCGCUGAGCGCCAGUUUCUGCGUAACUCCCGCGUCUCGGGAAAAUGGAGCGAGGAGGAGAAGUCUAUCGACUACUUCCCCUUCAUCCCUGACCAGCCCUUCAGGAUUGAGAUCCACUGUGAACACACGCGCUUCCGGAUAUUUGUGGACGGAAACCCGCUCUUUGACUUUUUUCACAAAGUGAAAUCUUUGCUGUCCAUCGAUACAGUGAGGAUAGAAGGGGGUCUACAGAUCACCAAGCUAGGUUAACCAACCCAGCUGCUAUGCCAGUGUGUGACACAACAAGACCUCAAUACAGCUCGUGUUGUCUGGCUGACUGACUCAGGAAAGAAGAUCCCUGGUUAACACCUUCAUUCUCUAUUCUGGCUUUUCAACAGAGGAUUCUGCAUAUAACCAGUCCCAUAGGAGCAAUACAACUCUUUGUCUGUGUCCCAAAGGGCAAUCUAUUCCUUUAUAUAGAGCACUACUUUCAACUGGUCAAAUGUAGUGCACUAUGUAGGGAAUGGUGUGCUAUUUGGGACACGCAGACUUAUUAGACACUAUUUCCUAACUGAAUGAAACCAAGUUGAGUCAUUCAUGGAGAAUUGUAACAUUUUGCAUUGGAGCAUGUUUUGUUUGUGUUCAUUAAAGGAGUAAUUCCACUA